Molecule: messenger RNA, 550 nt
Organism: Dentiscutata erythropus
Lineage: Eukaryota; Fungi; Glomeromycota; Glomeromycetes; Diversisporales; Gigasporaceae
Source: the annotation of a GenBank genome assembly
AUGGAUAUAGUCAAAUUAAAUCUUAAGUCAGAAAAUGAUAGUUUUCUACUUCAUGAAGUAAAUAGAUUUGUAGCAAAUGCUAGGCAGUGCAUUAUAAUUACUGGAGCAGGUAUAUCAUGUAGUGGAGGAAUUCCCGUAAGAUUUAGAAGUUCAGAUGGUCUUUACAAUAUAAUAAAAAGUCAAUAUCCAGAUGCUUUUCAUUCGGGCAAAGAUUUAUUAGAUGCUCAAUUGCUUAGAACCCAUAAUUCUAUUAAGCAAUUUAAUCUUUUCAUGAGUAUAUUAAAAAAUUUAAUUGUAAAAGCUAGACCCACAGCUACUCAUUCUUUUAUAAAAAAAUUGGCAGAUAUGAAAAAAUUAAAAAGAGUAUAUACACAAAACAUAGAUAAUCUCGAAGAAUUAGCAGGAUUACAUGUUGAUUGGCAAUUUGAAAGAGUUAGCAGCUGCAAAGCGCAAGUAGUUCAAUUAUAUGGAACUUUGUCAAAAUUACGAUGUAAUGCUUGUACAAACAUUUGUCCUUUUACACUGCAAUAUUGUGAUAUUUUCAAGAAUG